This is a messenger RNA of Haplochromis burtoni (Burton's mouthbrooder), 5227 nucleotides long. Its product is annotated as polymeric immunoglobulin receptor. Lineage: Eukaryota; Metazoa; Chordata; Actinopteri; Cichliformes; Cichlidae. The record is from RefSeq and is a predicted model, not a curated record.
GUUACUUCAACCGGUAAGACUGCACUGCGGACCAAUACAAGUAAGAUACUAAGAUACCCUUUCUGUUUUCAUAAGUUAGCGAAUUAUCAUAAAAAUGGCACUACAAAGGUUUAACAAAUGACAGAAAUUAAGCUUCAGGCAGUGGUGGGACACUUGAGCAAUGCAACUUGGUCUUAUGAUGUGAAAAGAAUGGCUGUAAACAGCGCCCCCCAGAGGUCAAAACCAUUUUACCACACUGCUGAUGAUCACUUUCAAAAUUCAAAAAAUCCAAGUGACUGAUUUUCAUCUGCCUUCACAUAAGCCCCUUAAAAAAAUAACCUGUGAAUAAUUUGGUAAGUUUGAAAGAAUUUUUUUUUAAAUUAUGCGACAGGUAUAAAUGGGUGUAAUUUAUCCAUUCUUUGAUUCAAGGAAUGCAUAAAUGGAUUUGCAUCUCGGACAGAUUGGUGGCACUACAGUGCUGUUACUGCAGAGAUGAAACCUACAAAAAAACCAGGGCAUUGACAACCCUUGUGAUAAUUUUGAAAAUACUUUAUUGUUUUAGAUGCAUAGUCUCCAGCUGGCCUCCAAAUAAUAUAUAAUAUCCUUGCAUAGUAGUUAAAGUUAAAAUUUUAUAUUACAGAAGAUAUCGUCCAAUAUUUACCAAUAAUAUACACAGUACUAAUUAUCACGAGUUCUGUUUUUGUUUUUGGGUGCUUUUUUUUUUUUUUACAUUAAUAGAAUUCACAAGGACAUUUUCAACCACUCGCCAGCAUUCCUCCUCGCUUACAAACACUGAACCAAAUACAGCCCAGCCAACAACUUCAAUCAUACAAAUCAUCCUCUUGUAUCCAUCCUCCAUGCUUCCAGUAUCAGCUUCCAGCCUGGAGGAUGGAUACAAGAGGUCUAUCACUUUUAAUAAUUUGCAUAUUCUCAGUAUUAGACAAAACAGAACAAAACUAAAGUAAAACUAAAGAUCAAAUUUGCUCAUGAAAAGUAUUCAUCUUGUUCAGUUUUAGAAUUGGUUUCUGUUUGAAAAAAGCAUGUCAGUUUUAUCCUCAUCUGGCUUUAUCUUCCAAUUCCACUAAGAUGACCAUUCUCACCUCUGUCCUCAUCCUACAGCUACAGAUAGUUCCUGUAACAUUAUUCAUACGGAGGUUGAAAAUGCGUAGUGAGUAGGUUUUCUAAUUAGAUUCUGGGAUAAAAUACUGUAUUUGUAUUUUGACAAUCUUGUUAUAUGUUUCAGAGAACACCAGAUCUGAGGGGUGUGAUGCCACUGUUGUAAGUUACAGCAGUUUAUUUCCCAUUAUUUGGUAAUAACUCUACAGCCAUUGCUAUCGCUGGUAUAGAGUUAGCACCAUAAGUAUUUGGACAAUGACUUCAUUUUUGUUAUUUUACUUCAGUACACAAAUACAUAAAAAUCAAACGGUCAAUGUGAGAUUCACGUGUAGUUUCAGCUGUAAUUUAAAGGGUUUAAUAAAAACGUUUGCAUUAACUGUUUAGGAAUUACGGCUGUUGUAUACAUAGUCCCCCAUUUUCACAGGCUCAAACUAAUUCAAACUAACAUAAUUUUAGAUGUCAGGACUGUUUUUCUUACUUGGAUGAAAAACGUUUGCGGUCAAGGACUGCCUGAAUUCUAGAGUCCAUAGGCUUCACCAAAAGUUAUAUUUCCUCCUAUUGUGGCACACCCAAAAUGUUAUUAUUUAUUAUUUAUUUUAUCACAUGGACUGUACAGAAGGACAGAAAAAUGGAGCAACACCUCAGGUGGAAGUAUUAUUUAAAGGCAGGUGCGCCCCAGUUGCUUUAGGGGGAUGGACUUCCGCCAGAUUCAAUCUGGAAGGCAAACCGAGUGCACCGUGUCUUCAUUGCUCCUGAACUUCACCUGUAUCUGCAGGUUAGUACUUGGUAUAAAAAAAAAAUGCUACCACCAUCUGUUACGUAGCAAGGUUUCAUCUCCAUGCUAAGUUGUAAAGAAGUAUGACUGUAUUUGUAACAGUUACGAGCAGCCCCGCGUGGACCUCCAUCAGUCUGAGACAGCGGGGUCAGGCUGCGCAGGCCGCUACCAGAAACGGCCUGGUAUUGUGGGUCGUUUACGCCCAGAGCAUUGUCUUGCAGGAAGGUCAUGCGUAUAGAUUUGUUUUCUUUUCAUUAUGAAGGUUGGCACUCCCGCACACUAUUUUAUAUAAAGUUUUUGAUACAAACAUGUUUUAUUCCUUAAGUAUAAUUGAGGUUUUUGCAAAAGUAUGAAGCUGUUUAAUAUGUGACUCCUAAUGAGUUGUGAAAUAGAUGGAAGUUGCACACGGUAUAGAGAAGUAAGUUUCAUGUUCAGUGUGCUGUAAAAGAUGUUUAUUUUUGAUCAGUUUCAGUAUUCAGAACAGGUACAGUUAUCCACUUUAAUUUCAACCAGAUAAGAGUGUGGUUUGCCUUAAAUACAGUUGAAUAUUGCUGUAAAUUCACUGUAAACUUACAGUGGCAUUUAAUCGCUUAAGCAAGCAGGGAUUUCAUCUUUGUUAUUGUGGCACCAUUCCUGGGGCCCGUAACAUUAUAGUUUAGUAUUUUAUGGCUUUGGCAUAUAUGGCUGCUACAGGUAUUAACUAACUUAUCUUCAUUGAUGAUGUAACUGCUGAUGGCUGAUGGAAGUUGCAGAAUGGAAGAUGGAAACAUCUGCUCAUGUUCCAGUAAAUGCCUGCAAACUCAUUGAAUAACUCUUCAUCCUGCAACAAGAUAACUUACUGCUAAGGCAACACAAAAUUUUCUCAAGCCCCAAAAGGUUAGUCACCUGAUAGAUAGACUUGAUGUCUAUCUAUCAUCUAUGACAUCUAUGACAGCUGGCACUGCAUGCAAGGGAUAUGCAACAAAGUAUUAAACAUGACUGCAUUCAUGUACCUACCAUUACUUUGUCCCAAGCACUGUUGUGCCCUAAAAUGAGGUGGCAAGUGUUGUAAUUGAUAUAUGGUGGAACUAAAAUGUAUGUUAAUGAUUAUGAAUUAAAGUUCAGAAUGUGCACUUUAAUGACAUCUGCACUGUUUGGUUUAAAUUUUGACACUGAGAAGCACAUUGUGGCUUUACCAGACACUGAGUCAGAGUAACAGGAAAAGUUGUCAGAAACCACAGAAAUGUCACUCACGUUACCAAAGAACUGACACCCGCUCAGAGAAGAUGACCUUGCACAAUGUAGAACAGUAUUAAAUUUGCACCAUGAAACCCUUUCACUUUCCUGUUUUGACUACAUUUUUAUAUUUUAGUUUUCUCUGUUCUAUUUUCUUUUUCAAUUUUCUAUAUGUUGGUAAGAAUGAUGGGUUUUGAAAAGCCACCAGCUUGACAGAUGUUGGAUGUAUUACUAUUUACUACAUACACUCUUUAUUUUGUGAGCCAACUUAUGUAAAAUUACUGAUUUACAUAUGAGGAAGAAUAACAGAAACUGAAGUGACAGCUGCAUAUAAGGAUGAAAAAAAGGAAGUGGAGCUUACACUGUUUUUUCUGUUCAUUUAUCGAUAUGGCUCUCUAUGCCAGGAUUAUUUAUAUGUUGACUGGACUAACAGGAGUUCACAGUAUAACUACAGUCAGUAAAGUCUCAGUGAAAACUGGGAAAUCUAUCUCCAUCCCAUGUCUCUAUGAGUCCCAAUACAAAUACCAUGUGAAGUACUUGUGUGAAGGAUAUUAUUGGAACUCCUGCAGUGAUGUAGUAAAAACAAACACAGCAGACCCUUCAGGAAAAUAUUCAAUCUCUGAUGACAAAAACCAGCAAAUUUUCACUGUGACUAUAAACCAGCUGGCCUAUGAAAACACUGACUACUGGUGUGUGGUGGAGAUUAAUAAUGGAGCAGAUUAUCAAAAAUAUUUUAAACUGUCAGUUACCAGUGGGACCCCCAGUCUCUAUGUGGAUCAUCAGAUGAUUACAGGAUACAUUGGAGAAAGCAUAACCAUCAGAUGUCACCACAGUAUUGGUGUGCUAAAGGGGACAUUCAGAUACCAGUAUAUUUAAAUGUUACUGAGAAACCAAUCACCACCACUGCCUCUACUGUUGCUCAAGUUACUGGAAAUGGAACAAUUCACACAUUUGAAGACAAACAAGAAAGAGUUCCGUUUGACCUAAAGAUCCUCAUCAUUCCUCUGAGCCUGCUGGUCGUGGUUGUAAUUGUAGCUUUUCUUAUCUGGUUUAUAAUAAGACAAAAGCUGAGAAAAGCAGAAUCAACUCCCACAGCAAAGAUUGAUGAGGAAGUGACAUACGCCAGUGUAAGAAAUGUGGGAAGAAAAACAGCUGAGGGGUCAUUUACAGAAGGUGAUGGGGAAAUCACAUACAGUUCGGUUGUGACCAUAAAGAAUCAAAGUAUCAAAAUGGGUGAAGAAAAAGGCACAGAAGUUACAUACAGCACAUUAGCUACUCUCCACUGAAAUAUUUAAAUAUUAUAACUUGGCAACUUUUUUGUCACGUUUAACUGUUGUUUAACAAACUAUAUUCCUAAAGUAUAUUCCUGCAUAUUUGCAAAGGGAGUCAAAGAAGCGUUGAUCUGUUUGCUCUUUUAUAGAGAUCAGUGACAUUAUUCUUGUUUUUUAUUGUAAUAAAGAAGCAUUGCAAGCAUCAACAAUAAUGGCUAAUCCUGACUUCUAUCAUCUUUGUUGAAUGAGAGUGGAAUGAUAUACUAUUUGGAACGAUUAAGCAUGCAGUCUGCCUUUACGUACAUUUUUUAAACAUAAAUAUGUGUGUAAUGAGUCAUUCUAAAGAGCUCACUAAAUCGGUACUGCAGUGGUAUUGUAAUAGGAUGCCACCACUGCAACAAGUCACUUUGUUAAAUUUCCUAGACAUUUCAGAAUCAGCUGUAAGUUAGAACAGUUGUGCCAUCUUCCUGAUGCAAUCAUGGAUAUUUGUUGUUUCAUCCUGGACACGGUUCUGACACACACAUCCUCAGCCUCCUUCCUUCCACUUAGCCUACAGUCUCAGGGUGCUAUAUUUGGGACUAAAACCCUCCAUGCAUAGGACAGAGUCAGUGGCAUCUAACUUCUCCUUUGCCCAGCUUAUUAACCCAGCAGGGUAUUUGAUGACUUGCAUGGUGUAGGUAUUAAUAACCCAGGAUUUGUUGUUUCCAUUCAGCUGAGUCCUCAGGACUUGACUUACACUCUGGAGGUAUUUGGUGGUUGCGGCCUUCUUAGUAACAUCUUCAUGGUUCCCAUUUGCCUGUGAGAUUCCACCGUACUCAGGCUACGUUCACACUGCAGACCUUAAUGCUCAAAUUCAAUUUUUUGUCUGCUU